AUGAGAUCAACAACAUUACUCCUGCUGGCGGCAAGCCUCGCGGCAACGGGCGUCCAGGGCGUCAGGGCCGCCGCGAACUUGUGCUUCUUCCCCGGAGGCGUCCAGGCCCUCGACGUGCCCUGCGACCCCAAGGCCGAGGUCAGCAUGUGCUGCGGCAGCGUCAACGCGUGUUUGAGCAACGGGCUGUGUAAGCUCGAGGACACGUCGAAUAACACGGGCAUCGCCUACGCCAGAGGCACGUGUUCGGAUCCGACGUGGCAGAGCCCCGUAUGUCCGCAGAAUUGCGUGUUGAACCCCGAGACGAGAAAGAACAACUCGGCCUUCGACUUCCGCUUCAACGGCGUGCAGGUAUGGCAGUGCGACUCCCAGGGUUUCGGCGUACCGGGCAAGUUCUGCUGCGAAUCCGCCGCCGAGAAGACGCGCUGCUGCUCGACACCCGCCGCCGUCUUCGGCCCGCUCAUCGCCGCGACGCCCGGCAACGCCCUCGCCGUGCAGACCUUCAACCCCAACGCAAAGUCCACCCCGACCCCCUCGGCCUCCGGCUCCCACCGGUCCGGCGACCCGACCAAGCCGCCCUCGGGCCAGGGCACGCCGGCGCAGACGUCCGUCCCGACGAUGACGUCCAAGAUCCCCGCGUCGACGCCGGCCGCGAGUGGCGGCGGCAGCACGACGCCUUCCGAGGAGGGACAGACGGCCGGCGGGACGACGCAGGAGAAGCAGGGCCUGGGGACGGUGGCGAUGGUGGGCAUGGGCGUGGGCGCGAGCGUGGGCGGCGCGUUGCUCGUCGCCGUGGGCGUGAUGUGGUGGAUGAGGAAGGAGAGGAGGGAGCGCGGGCCGGUGGAGCUCGACGGGAGCAGCGUGCACGGGGGGGACCUGUCGAGGGCCAACUCCGGGCGGAUCGCGUACGGGGGGAUGAACGUCGGCAACGGCACGGGGACGAUCAGCUCGAUGGGCACGGGGACGUAUGGCGGCGGCACGAUGGUCACGAUGGGACGGAGGGCGAGCAGUGAGUGGGACGGCAGCCCCGGGGGUAUGGGCGGCGCGUAUCAGAUGGCGGAGAUUGAUGGCAAGGAGACGCUUGUCGUGUCGGAGCCGAAGGGGCGGAAGAAGAGUUUGUAUGAGCUGCCGUAG
This is a messenger RNA of Colletotrichum karsti, 1131 nucleotides long. RefSeq lists its product as uncharacterized. The transcript has 2 exons. The record is from RefSeq and is a predicted model, not a curated record. The coding region runs from base 1 to 1131 and encodes 376 amino acids. Lineage: Eukaryota; Fungi; Ascomycota; Sordariomycetes; Glomerellales; Glomerellaceae.